GCAGCCGGGAUCCGGACAGGCAGUUUCCUCUUCUCCGCCUGCUGCCGCCGCCGCCGCUGCUGUUCGAGAGCUCCCUCCAAGAGAAGCCGGCUGGUGCCCUGCGCUCCCUUCCCGGGAUGAUGCCCACCAAAAGCCUGCGCAAGCCCGCGCCUCACAACGCGGCGCCCGCGGAGUCCGAGGAGGUGACGGAAUGUGCUUUGCAGCUACGCAAGAUCGGGGACAAACUGAACCUCCGCCAGAGGAUUCUGAACUUGAUCGCAAAGCUUUUCUGCCCGGGAACUCAAGAAUGUUUGGAGUGA
Gekko japonicus is the source of this 299-nucleotide messenger RNA. It is a transcript of the gene PMAIP1, whose product is annotated as phorbol-12-myristate-13-acetate-induced protein 1. The record is from RefSeq and is a predicted model, not a curated record. Lineage: Eukaryota; Metazoa; Chordata; Lepidosauria; Squamata; Gekkonidae. Gene Ontology annotation, biological process: apoptotic process; DNA damage response; release of cytochrome c from mitochondria. The coding region runs from base 117 to 299 and encodes 60 amino acids. The transcript is spliced from 2 exons.